Messenger RNA from Dermacentor albipictus, 1344 nucleotides. RefSeq lists its product as uncharacterized. NCBI's taxonomy places the organism in Eukaryota, Metazoa, Arthropoda, Arachnida, Ixodida, Ixodidae. The record is from RefSeq and is a predicted model, not a curated record.
AUGUCCUUCAACCAGACGUGCAAAGUUGAGGGCCUUGUCCCAAAAAGUCUGCGCUUGAAGACACCGGUUGCAUCAGCGUGGGGCCACAAGAUAAUUCUACAAGCCGAAAGGAAAUUAUUGGCAGCAAGGGUUCAAGAAUGCCGACAGAAAAUCAAGGAUUUGGAAACGGAAACGUUCUUCGCAAGGCGCCAGCUAGAACACACCAUUCUUCAGGACUUCCCGGACGUACAGCUUCAUGCAAAUUUCAUGGCGACAUCAAGAGACCGCCAGUGCAGGAAGUCGCAAGAAAGUAAGCUUGACGCUCUUAGGCCGAAGGAACCCACGCAAACCAGGGAAGUCAUCCUCAACUUAUCCUCCUACAAGCCUACUGAGUCUGAAGCCGCUCUUCUGCACAAGGGCUUGAACUUCAACGCUGGCGCGUCACCCAACCCAGCUAGAGUAAUCUGCGCCGUGGAACGCGCCGUCUCUCAACUUCCUUCCGAAGUAAGAGAAGAAGCUCGCACCCGCGCCAUUGGUGUUCUUUCAAAGUGGCGGACGCGCAACCCUCAAGCCCGAUUUUCACCUGCCGAAAAACAAGCAGUCAAGGGCCUCCGGAACAAUGACUCCAUUGCCAUCCUUCCGGCAGAUAAGGGAAAUGCCAUCGUGUUGCUCGACAGAAGUGACUACAAUGAGAAAAUGAAGGAUUUGCUAUCAGACGAGGAUACGUACGUCGCGAUCCAGAAAGACCCCACGGUCAACCUGCAAACAAAACUGCAGAAGCUCCUCUCCAAGGUUUUUAAAUUUGUUCCACCGCAGCAAAAGCAUCUCUACCAUCGCCUCUUGUGUACUAACGGGUCCGCACCUGCAAUAUACGGACUACCAAAAGUUCACAAGCCAGGCGUUCCACUACGGCCUAUUGUAGACUUUACAAGGUCACCGCUGCACCGGUUAUCAGGUUACCUACACCAAGUGCUGGGCCCGCUCACCGGCAAGACAGCGACGCACAUUUCAAAUUCUUCAGCCUUCGUGGAGAAAGUGCGCGACGUCUCCCUGGAUGAAGACGACAUUAUGGUGUCAUUUGACGUGAAGUCGCUCUUCACUUCAGUGCCUGUUGACCUGGCCGUAGCUACGUGCAGAGAUCUCCUGCUGGCGGACGACACGCUCGCUGAGCGCACCCCUUUGGAAGUAGAAGACAUUUGCGAGCUUUUAGACUUCUGUUUGAGCAACACCUACUUCACUUACAACAAACAGUUUUACAGGCAGAUCAACGGAACUGCUAUGGGAGGAGGAGGAGGAGGAGGAGGAGGGAAAAACUUUGCUCUUGUCCUGUACAAGGUGUUGCCACCUGCCUGGCUAGCCUCCUAG